UAAUAGGUCAUUAAACUCAUGGCUGUGAAAUGCAUUACUAGCUAUGUGUUUCAAUCAUUGCAGCAAAUAACACAAUUAAGCAAGUACUUCAUCACAGGAAUACAAAGAAACAUGAGAUCAAUAUGCUUUACUUUCUUGUUAUUGCUGAGUUUCAGAUCAUUCAUCACAAAGGCCGAAGAAGAAGCAAACCUGGGAAGUAACUGUGUAAACACUACCCAGCAGACUCUAAGCAGUGCAUACCAAACCAACCUUGAUAGAAUCCUAACCUGGAUGCCCUUGGAUGCAGCCACAAGCCAUGGUUAUAACCACACCACCAUAGGCACCAAUAGCUCUGUGUAUGGCCUCUAUGAUUGUGGCGGUGACGCGGUUGGAUACUUUUGUCAAUUUUGUGUUUCCACUGCUGCAAACGAAGCCCCUCAGCUCUGCCCCAACAGGGUAUCUGCUGUGGUGUGGAAUGAUUACUGCGUUAUAAGGUACUCAAAUGAGGACUUCUUUGGGAAAGCUAUGACAUCCCAAACAUGGCAUAGUUUUGGAAAAAGAAACAUAUCCAAUGUAACAGAGAUUCAGAAAGGUGAGAAUUUUGUGACAAGUUUGAUCAGAAAAGCAACUAAUGAAACCAACCAGUUGUACUAUAAGGAAGGCUUCAAUUUGAGUGCCACUGAGAGUAGGUAUAGCGUGGUGCAAUGCACUAGAGAUCUCACAAAUGAAGCGUGCAGACAGUGUUUGGAGGACAUACUGGCUGAAGUUCCCAAAUGUUGUGAACAGAAAGUAACAUGGACGGUUUGGUCUGGAAGUUGUUUGAUAAGGUAUGAUGAUCAUAUGUUCUACCUUCUUCCCAACGAACCACCUUCAGCUCCCGAGCCCAAUGCACAAGUUGUCACAGAUAAACUAGGGGGUAAUAACAGAUCAAAAAUAUUGAUCAUUACCUUCAGCGUGGUAGGGCCAAUAAUUAUUUCAUGUUUCGGCCUAUACUGCUUCUGCCAUAGGAAAAGACUGAGAAAAGGGCUUCCUCUACCUUCAUCACAUAAAAUUCAAUCAGAGGAAAUGUGGAACCCAGACCUGCCUAGAAUCCCAUUAAUAACAAUUCUACAGAGUACUGAUAACUUUUCAGAAGCAUCUAAACUAGGAGAAGGUGGAUUUGGCCCCGUGUACAAGGGAACUCUUCCUGAUGGAAAGCAAAUUGCAGUCAAAAGACUCUCCCAAUUUUCUUGUCAAGGCUCGGAGGAGUUCAACAAUGAAGUAAUGUUUAUAGCUAAAUUGAGGCAUCGCAACCUUGUAAGACUUUUAGCAUGUUGCUCGGAGGAAAAUGAAAAGAUACUUGUAUAUGAGUAUUUGCCAAAUAAAAGUCUCGACUUUCACCUAUUUGAUGUUGAGAAAAGAAAAAAAUUCGAUUGGAAAGUAAGAUCAAGCCUUAUCAGUGGAAUAGCAAAAGGUAUUUUAUACCUUCAUGAGGACUCUCAACUCAGAGUAAUUCAUAGAGAUCUCAAAGCAAGCAACGUUCUAUUAGACCAUGACAUGAAUCCCAAAAUAUCAGAUUUUGGAUUGGCAAGGGCAUUUGAAGUAGGACAGAACCAGGCAAAUACAAAACGAGUAAUGGGAACUUAUGGAUACAUGGCUCCUGAAUAUGCUAUGGAGGGACUAUUUUCAGUGAAAUCUGAUGUUUUCAGCUUUGGAGUUCUUGUUCUAGAAAUCAUUUCUGGGAGAAAGAAUGGUGGAUUCUACCUGUCAGAUGGUCAAAAUCUUCUUGUAUAUGCUUUGAGAACAUGGUAUGAAGGAAAAUGUUUGGAAUUGAUGGAUUCAAUGCUGGAAAAAUCCUUCAUAGGAAGUGAAGUAGAAAGGAGCAUACAGAUUGGUUUGUUGUGUGUUCAAGAAGAUGCAAGAGAUAGACCAACCAUGUCGGAUGUUGUGGUAAUGCUAGCAAGUGACACAGUAGCCAUUCCAAAACCCAGGCACCCAGCAUUUUCAGUUGGAAGAACGGCCACAGAGGAAGUCCCUACAUCAAGAAAUUCCAAGAAACUUUCCAUUAGUGAUAUAACAACCUCUAUUACUUUACCAAGAUAA
This is a messenger RNA of Vigna angularis (adzuki bean), 2061 nucleotides long. RefSeq names its product cysteine-rich receptor-like protein kinase 10. The transcript is spliced from 7 exons. Gene Ontology annotation, biological process: protein phosphorylation. Gene Ontology annotation, molecular function: protein kinase activity; ATP binding. Bases 19 to 2061 code for a protein of 680 amino acids. Lineage: Eukaryota; Viridiplantae; Streptophyta; Magnoliopsida; Fabales; Fabaceae. The record is from RefSeq and is a predicted model, not a curated record.